UCAACAUAAACACCCGAAUAACCAUCAACGAUAUCUCACGAUACAAGAAGACUCCAAGCCAUUGGAACAUACUCCGGAGACGCACAAUUACAGAAAAUGCUACCGGAUCUCGCCACUCGCCGCAAAAUCUGCGAAGACACGAUCAAGCGGUUAGAAGAGAUCACGGCUACUACGCCUAAUGCUUCACUGGACAGCACGUUCAUCACAUCACAAACAUAUCCCGAGCUUUCGCCCUUGGAUCCUGAGUUUCCAGAUUUGCAACUUCGACCGAUACAAGUUAUCGACUCGGACACCUUUGCCUGUGCCCGAAGCAUACUAUCCUCAGACCCGGAGUUCAGGGAUAAAGUUGCAGUGCUCAACCUCGCAUCAGAUGAAGAGCCCGGUGGUGGAUGGAGGUACACGUUAAGCGCUACACAGGAAGAAGCGCUCUGUUACUCAUCCACAAUAUAUCGAACGCUGAAACCAGAGUACUACCCCUGGGCAAACACCGGCCCUUCCUCAAUGGCAGGAAUCUUCUCCCCUGGCGUGGUCGUGUUUAAAGACACUCUAGAAAACUCCUGCCGCGACCUUCAACCAGAGGAAAGAGCACUCCUCUCUGUCAUCACAAUCGCUGCACCCCGUCACCCAACUCUCACAAACUCCAACACCGAAUUCGCAGACCCAAAUAUUCUCAACGAGUUCAGAGAUAAGAUUAGACUUAUUUUCCGCGGUGCAGCUGCAGAGGGGAAAACAUGUCUGGUGUUGGGAGCUUUGGGGUGUGGAGCUUAUGGGUGUCCGCCUAGGUUGGUGGCUACGGAGAUGAAGAAUUUGUUGGCGGAAGAAGAAUUCAAGGGUUGGUUUGGAAGAGUGGUGUUUGCGGUUUAUGGGCAGGGAGUGGUGGGAAAGAGGAAUUUGGAGGCUUUUGGGGACAUUUUUGCGUGAGAGUGAUAUGAGGGUGCUGAAGAGGUUGUUUCUACGAGGAUGGAGCAUACUAGAUUGUCGUGGAGAUAUUUCUUGAUGCAUUCGCGACUAGGCUUUCGAAGUAUAGAGCUUGAGAGAUGCAGACGUCGUAUGCUUUCGAUAGCUGAAAUUUCUCCCCCUGAGAAUAUAUUGGGCAAAGGCAUUGUUGCUGUCUCCUGAACACGUCUGCCUGGCCUGAGGGUGGGACAGCAAUGCAGCAGCGUUAUCCUUGUGGUAUGUGGUGGCUGAAGAAGAUGUAGUGGAGAUGAGUGAGCCCCCCUCCUCUACUUGGAGGUACCUACCAAGACCAGGGGUGCUUGAAUGUGUAUACCGACCGU
Molecule: messenger RNA, 1277 nt
Organism: Aureobasidium pullulans EXF-150
Lineage: Eukaryota; Fungi; Ascomycota; Dothideomycetes; Dothideales; Saccotheciaceae
Exons: 1
Coding region: 97-921 (274 amino acids)
Source: RefSeq, a predicted model, not a curated record